AUGGCAGCCUACAAGGCCAGACUAGAGCAAUUUAAAAAACUGUUGUCGCAAGAUGAAAUAGAUUUGAAAAGAGUGCGAGAACUCACUUUCGAAGGAUGUCCAUUUGAGAGUGGCUACAGAUCUACAUGUUGGAAGUUGUUACUAUAUCAUUUACCAAAGAAUAGAACAGAAUGGAAAACACAUUUACAUAGACAAAGAACAAGUUAUAAACAGUUUAUCAAAGAAUUAAUCAUUACACCAGGUGAAAAAGCUCAUCUUGGUGCUCUCUCUGAUGGUAAACUUGAAGAUCAUCCUUUGAACCCAAACCCAGAAAGUCAGUGGGGAGUCCAGUUUAAAGACAAUGAUAUGCUUAUGCAGAUUGACAAAGACUGCAGGAGGCUUUGCCCAGAUCUUUCAUUUUUUCAAAGUGCCACAAAGUUUCCGUGUGAGGAGAUUACGAAUGCUAAAUCUACAGUAGAGACAUUACGGAAGAGAGUUGAACAUACAGUAUUAAAAUCAGAAUCAGUCUCACGAAAUAGACUGGGAAUAACCAAUAUGCAGUCAACAAGAAGAAGAACACAGAGUGAUGAGUAUGCUGUAUUACCUGAUGGACAGGAAGCUCAUUGGGAAGUGGUAGAAAGAAUUCUAUUUAUAUAUGCCAAGCUUAAUCCUGGCUUAAACUACGUCCAAGUAAGUUUGGUAUUUUUACUUUAUUUUUCCCAAGAAAGUGCCAGAAUGGCAUCUGGACUGACAGACGGAUAUGGGUGA
Messenger RNA from Lottia gigantea (owl limpet), 747 nucleotides. RefSeq lists its product as hypothetical. The transcript has 8 exons. Bases 1 to 747 code for a protein of 248 amino acids. Gene Ontology annotation, molecular function: GTPase activator activity. NCBI's taxonomy places the organism in Eukaryota, Metazoa, Mollusca, Gastropoda, Lottiidae. Gene Ontology annotation, biological process: activation of GTPase activity; intracellular protein transport. The record is from RefSeq and is a predicted model, not a curated record.